This is a messenger RNA of Daktulosphaira vitifoliae (grape phylloxera), 2257 nucleotides long. It is a transcript of the gene mlt, whose product is annotated as tubulin-specific chaperone cofactor E-like protein. Lineage: Eukaryota; Metazoa; Arthropoda; Insecta; Hemiptera; Phylloxeridae. The transcript is spliced from 8 exons. Gene Ontology annotation, biological process: protein folding. Gene Ontology annotation, molecular function: alpha-tubulin binding. The coding region runs from base 352 to 1719 and encodes 455 amino acids. The record is from RefSeq and is a predicted model, not a curated record.
GACGGUGUGCUUCACAGCCGAUCGCGCUUCGCGGACUGUUGGUCGGCACUUGCAUAGUAUACCGUACACAGAGUGUAUUUGAACGAUCCGCGAGUGGUUUAGUAUUCGUUUUACCAAAAACGAUUGCCAAACUGACCCGGGCCGAAUUUGAUUUGCUCAUUGACACGGUUAUAAAUUGUGUGUUUUUUUUUUUGUUUUAAUGUGCGACAAUCCAAAUAUCAAACAGUCUGCAACCAUAGAACUCUUAGUUCGGAGUCGACGAAGAGACAAAGGAUUCUCAGAAAGACUAAAAUUGUAUAAAUAAAGGUGUGUGUGUGUUACAAGUCCAUACUAAAAUAUAACUUAACAAACAUGCCCUCGCUGUUAGAAGCGAUCACUGAGAAGUAUGGUUCGUCUGAAGAUGAUACUUUUGACCAAAUGCCUAUAGCCAUAUAUGUACCCCGGAAAAAUCCCAGGAACGUAUUACCAAAACUUUUAGUGCUGAAUGAUUGUGAUAUCGAUUCGGCUGGCAAUGAGACUGAUCUAAGGGACAAGUGCCAUGGCGUAGAAGAAUUGGAUUUAGCACAGAACCGAUUGUCGGAAUGGAACGAAAUUUUUAAAAUUUUGAAUAUUAUGCCAAAACUCAAGUUUGCGAAUUUAAGUUUCAAUAACCUUAGUGCAGAUAUUAAUAAUACCUUGCCACGCGGUAUCAUGCGAGACACCUACCCGUGUUUAAAAAGUGUCGUAUUGAACUCUACUAACAUCACUUGGAGCAGCUUUAAACACAUUUUAAAAAAGCUUCCAAUGGUCGAAGAAAUACAUUUAAGCAUGAACAAUUAUGAUGUCAUUGAAUUAGAUGAUGAUGAAAAUUGUCAACCUAUACAAAUUCCAUCUGUUACAAAGUUACAUUUUACAGGUAAUCCAGUUUCUACGUGGGUAGAAGUAUGUAAGUUAGGUCGUGCAUUCCCAAAUCUCGAAUCUUUGGUGCUAGCAGAAUGUCCUCUGUUAUCCCUCAUGACUCCGCCUCCUUCACCUGAUACUCACCAUAGUCUUCUAUCCUAUCCCAAACAAGAAACCGACUCUUAUGAUAACAUGAUGGACUUACCACAUGAUGCAUUUAUUCACCUCAGGUUCCUUAAUUUGAAUCGAACACUAAUUCGAACGUGGGAUGAUGUUGACAUUCUUGGACGUUUUCCAGCAUUAAAAUAUUUAAGGAUACAGGGAUGUCCCCUAUUUGAAGAAAAUCCUGAAAGGCAAGAGUACACAGAACAUGAACGUAGACAGUUACUUAUAGCUAGACUACCUUGUAUUCAAACAUUAAAUGGAGGAGCUGAAAUAACAGCAGAUGAACGAGAAGAUGCUGAGAGAUUCUUAAUCAGAUUUUAUAUGGAUAAAUCUGAAGAAGAACGGCCUGAUAGGUACAAUGAAGUAGUACAAGUUCAUGGAAAACUAGAUCGAUUGGUCAAUAUUGAUUUAACACCUGAAAGCAAAGUACCUGUUUUAUUAGUAUGCGGAGAUAAAUGUGAAUCACAUACAUUAGAUGUCUAUCAGACUGUUUUAGAAUUUAAACAGAAGCUUGAAAAAUUUUUCAAUAUACCAGCACAUCGUAUGCGAGUAUUUUAUGCAGACCAACAAAUAUGUUCCAUAGUUGGACCCGAAGAGAUGAAGUUCCCAAAUAAAAGAUUGUAUAGUUAUAAUAUAGUUAGCGGGGAUCAAAUCAUUGUAGAUUCAAAAAAAUAAUGAUUAAAAGAUUUUCACAUCUGUAUUACUUCAGCGAACUGUGAUAUAAAUAUCAUUAUAUAUUUAUAUGAAGUAUACAUAUGUAAUAUUAUGUAAAAUUUUGAAAUAUCAAUUUAUUUUUUAAUAUAGUUGUGUAAUUAUGUCAGUAGAUAUUGAUUUUGUUUUAAAAAGUAGAACUGAUGGCAAAUAUUUUGCUACAAUAGCAUUUUUAAGCACUUGAUGAAAUGCUAUUAAGGACUAAUUACUGUUAUACAAAAGAAAACUGUUAUUGAUGUACUGAUUUAAUUUUUAAUCAAAAUCAUUAGUUUUCCAGUAAUUUUGAACUAUUUUUAUUUAAAUUAAGACAUAAAAGUAUAUUUUAAUAUUCUGAUAGAAAUGAGCUAUUGUAGAAUGUUAUACUAACACUAGUUAAUAAUAAUAAUUUUAAUUUGGUGGAGCAAUAAACUCAUUGCUUAAUAAAUGUUAUAUUAUUUUGUGUUGGACACUUGAGUUUAUAAUUUUUUCAUAAUAUAUGAAUAAACUGAUUUAUUCUUCUAAA